Molecule: messenger RNA, 2332 nt
Organism: Cervus elaphus (red deer)
Lineage: Eukaryota; Metazoa; Chordata; Mammalia; Artiodactyla; Cervidae
Product: vacuolar protein sorting-associated protein 4B-like
Exons: 1
Coding region: 190-1524 (444 amino acids)
Biological process (GO): vacuole organization; endosomal transport
Molecular function (GO): ATP hydrolysis activity; ATP binding
Source: RefSeq, a predicted model, not a curated record
GCUCCGUGGGGAGGGUCGGGCGCAGUCUGAGUGCCGGGUGGUUUCCGAACAGGUUCCCGAGGGAGGCAGCCGCGAGGUUCCAAGCCGCCGGCCUGCGUGCGUUCGGGCCGCUCCAGGUGUGAGUCGACGUCGCCCUGUGGCCUGCCUCCGCCCCCGGCCCUCCCCGGGGAGCCGCCUCGGGUCUCCGCCAUGGCGUCCACCCCGACCAACCUGCAGAAAGCCAUAGAUCUUGCCAGCAAAGCGGCCCAGGAGGAUAAGGCCGGGAACUACGAGGAAGCCCUUCAGCUCUACCAGCAUGCUGUCCAGUAUUUUCUCCAUGUGGUUAAAUAUGAAGCACAAGGUGAUAAAGCCAAGCAAAGUAUCAGGGCGAAGUGUACGGAGUAUCUUGACAGAGCAGAGAAGCUGAAGGAGUACCUGAAGAAGAGAGAGAAGAAGCCCCAGAAGCCGGUGAAGGAGGGGCAGCCGGCCCCCGCCGACGAGAAGGGGAAUGACAGUGAUGGGGAAGGAGAAUCUGAUGAUCCCGAAAAAAAGAAACUGCAGAAUCAACUUCAAGGUGCCAUUGUUAUGGAGCGACCCAAUGUGAAGUGGAGCGAUGUUGCUGGUCUGGAAGGAGCUAAAGAAGCUCUGAAAGAGGCCGUGAUAUUGCCUAUCAAGUUUCCUCAUCUCUUUACAGGCAAGAGAACGCCUUGGAGGGGAAUCCUGUUAUUUGGGCCACCUGGAACAGGAAAAUCCUAUUUGGCCAAAGCUGUAGCCACAGAAGCAAACAACUCAACGUUUUUCUCAAUAUCUUCCUCUGACCUUGUUUCUAAGUGGCUGGGUGAAAGUGAAAAGCUAGUUAAGAACUUAUUCCAACUUGCCAGAGAGAAUAAACCUUCGAUUAUCUUCAUUGAUGAAAUCGAUUCUCUGUGUGGUUCAAGAAGUGAAAAUGAAAGUGAAGCUGCAAGAAGAAUUAAGACAGAAUUCCUAGUUCAGAUGCAAGGGGUUGGCAUGGACAAUGAUGGAAUUUUGGUUCUGGGAGCUACAAACAUACCCUGGGUUCUGGAUUCUGCCAUUAGGCGAAGGUUUGAGAAACGAAUUUACAUUCCUUUGCCUGAGGCCCAUGCCCGAGCAGCAAUGUUUAAACUGCACUUGGGGGCCACUCAGAACAGUCUGACAGAAGCAGACUUCCGGGACCUUGGAAAGAAAACUGAGGGCUAUUCAGGGGCGGACAUAAGUAUCAUUGUACGGGACGCACUCAUGCAGCCAGUUAGGAAAGUACAGUCAGCUACUCAUUUUAAAAAGGUUCGCGGACCUUCACGAGCUGAUCCUAACAACAUAGUAGAUGACCUGCUAACGCCCUGCUCUCCAGGCGACCCUGGUGCCAUUGAGAUGACGUGGAUGGAUGUCCCUGGGGAUAAACUUUUGGAGCCAGUUGUUUGCAUGUCGGACAUGUUACGGUCACUGUCCAGCACAAAGCCCACAGUCAAUGAACACGACUUGUUGAAGCUAAAGAAGUUUACAGAAGAUUUUGGCCAAGAAGGCUAGACCAAAGACAGCAAGGAAGACGUUUACCAUGUGUGUUCUCUCUUUCAUAGGCAGUUUUGCUUUUCCUGGAUGGCAGUCAGAUUAUUUCUGAUAAAACUCUUUUACCACAGGAGAAUAGAGAUCUCACUUCAGCAUUCCUUUAAGUUUUAUUUGUACUUUUGCUCCAUUUCCAAUUAAAUCCUCCUGUUAACAAAAAUUAUAAAGUAAUGGGCCAUAAGAAAAUGAGUGAUAUACAAAAACAGGGAAAAAAACAAAAUGAGUGAUAUAUAAAUAGCAGAAAAAUAGAAAUUACCCAGUAAAAAGAAAAUUAAAAUUGAUUGACAUACAAAUAUUUUAAAUUGUUAGGAAGAGUGGUCUUUGCAAAGAGCAUUCUUUUUUUUUUCCCAACUAAAAUGAAAUGGGGCUUAUUUCAUAUUUUGGAAAAAAAAAUCUUAAGCAUCAUUCUUGUCAAAGUAAGAUUUAUUUGCUUUACUAAAAAAAUGUUAAAUGCUUUACUCUCAGGGAUGGGCAGUAAAACAGCAGAGAACAUGUGAUCAGGCUUCAAAGGUUCUUAACUGUGUUGUAGCCAAGGGUCUGAUUGAUUUUCGAUAGGUUGACUUUUUCUCUCCAUGUAGAUUUAAAUAGUUUCUAUAAAAGUCGCAGGCUUUUUUAUAUUUACCUAAGUAAUACCUUUCACUGUGCAAUCUUUAGAGAAUGACUCUCUCAGUUCGGCAUUGUCUUUAUUUUGAAGAAGAAAAUUGUGUCUUUCAAUGUCUUUUUGUAGCAAGAUUGACCAAAACAGGUGGUGAAUAAAUAUGUACUUUUUAAA